UGUCGAGCAUCUCGCCGAGCACUCGCAGUAGUACGAACAUGUUUCGCUCGGACUCGUGAACAGUUUCCUUUUUUUCUCUCUCUCUAUCUCUCUAUCUCUCCUUUUUUCCGUUGCUGCUGCUGCUGCCUCCUCCUCUCCGUUUCCCUUGGCCCAUUUCGCCCAGCGCUGUACGUUUAAAAGUCGGCGAGCUUUUUCCGAGUGAAAAGCUUUUCUUGCUGCUGCUAGCCCCGGCUGGCUGGUAAGCUCGCGAGUGUGUCUGUGCAAAAUUAGCUGAGCAAAGGGACGUUGCCGCCACCGCCGACGACGACGACGACGACGCUCCAUAGCUAGCGCGCGAGCAAGAAUGGAAGCGCAGGGAAUGCUAAGUGGAGCGCCUGCGAGGCAGCAGAAAGGAAAAAAGCUCUGGCAGUAUCUCGCAGCUGCUUCUGCCUGUCUGCUGUCGAUCGGCGUGGGCACGGGCCUGGCGUGGUCGGCCCCCAUGGAGAAGUACCUCGAGUCCGAGGACUCACACAUCGCCCGCAUGACCGAGGAGGAGUUCUCGUGGACGUCGUCGCUGCUGGCGAUCGGCGCGAUGGUCGGCGCCCUGCCCACCGGCGCCCUGGCCGACGCCCUCGGCCGCAAGCGAGUCCUGCUCGCGCUCGCGCUGCCCUUCCUGCUGUCCUGGGGCCUGAUCCUCGUCGCCAAUGCCGCCUGGAUGCUCAACGCGGCUCGGCUGAUCGUCGGCGUGGCCAUCGGCUCGGCCUGCGUACUGGUGCCGACCUACCUGUCGGAGAUAGCCGAGGACGAGGUCAGGGGCACACUGGGCGCGUUGUUUCAGUUCUUCCUCACGGUCGGCAUCGUCUACGGCUUCUGCCUCGGGGCUUACCUCGACUAUUACGGAUUAGCCGUGGGCUGCGCCGUCGUAGUGAUCCUCUUCGUGGCGACCUUCGUCGCGAUGCCCGAGUCUCCGGCUUGGCUCGUGAGCAAAGGCCAAAAGUCGGAGGCGAUGAAAGCCCUGCAGAGGCUGCGCGGCGACAGUUACGACGUCAGAGCCGAGCUCUCGCAGCUACAAAAGGAAGCCGAGGAGAAGGGCAGCAGGCGCAGCUCCGUCUUCGAUCUCGUCAGGCUGGAGGUGCCGCGCAAAGCUCUCGUCAUCUGCCUGUUUGGCAUGAUAUUCCAGCAGCUGUCUGGCAUCAAUGCCGUGAUUUUCUACGCGGAGGGUAUCUUCAAGGCGGCGGGUAGCAAGAUCGAUCCCAAGCUCAGCAUGAUUCUCGUUUCCUCUGUUCAGUGUGGGAUGGCAUUGGUAGCAGCGGGAAUAGUCGAGAAGGCUGGCCGAAAACUCAUGCUCAUCUUCUCCGCGGCAGUGAUGUCUUGCUCUCUAACGGCCAUCGGUGUGUACUUCAAGCUGAAAGACGAGGAGGUCGAUGUGUCGACUCUUGGCUGGCUGCCCCUCGCCUCCCUCGUCAUCUUCAUGAUCGCCUUCUCUUUGGGAAUGGGCCCGAUCCCUUGGAUGCUGACCGGCGAGAUGUUCGACGUCGAGAUGAAGGGCAACGCCUCGAGUCUGGCGGUCAUGCUCAACUGGUUCCUGGUCUUUCUCGUGACCAAGACGUUCCCCGCCAUGGCCGAGGCCCUGGGCAAGGGGGGCGCCUUCUGGUUCUUCGCCGCGGUCAUGGCGUUCGCCGCGAUUUACUCGCACGUCUGCCUGGUUGAGACCAAGGGCAAAAGCAUCCAAGAGGUGCAAGACGCCUUGGCGGGCAAAAAGCCGUCGCCGUCCGUCGUCGAAAAGUUUUGAGUCUCUCUCUCUGCUUUUUUUUAUAUCGAAUUGCGCGCACUUUCACGAUCCAUGAGAGUUAUAUUGUAAGAGUAUUAUUACUGAUAAAUACCGAUCUUUUUUUUGUUUGUCUAUUUUGUACAAAAAAAAAAAUCUCGCCAGCACUUUUAUUUCCUGUUAUGUCACUGCGCUCCGUUAUCUCGGAUAUGCUUUUUAUCAAUAUUAGUUUACAAACGAACGUGUAAAAAAAAAAAUACAUCGAUUGAAAUAAUACGC
Messenger RNA from Trichogramma pretiosum, 2026 nucleotides. Its product is annotated as facilitated trehalose transporter Tret1-like. Lineage: Eukaryota; Metazoa; Arthropoda; Insecta; Hymenoptera; Trichogrammatidae. Bases 344 to 1771 code for a protein of 475 amino acids. Gene Ontology annotation, biological process: transmembrane transport; carbohydrate transport. The transcript is spliced from 5 exons. Gene Ontology annotation, molecular function: sugar transmembrane transporter activity. The record is from RefSeq and is a predicted model, not a curated record. Gene Ontology annotation, cellular component: membrane.